CUGAAUCUUUGUCAACACAAGCUUCCCAUAAUUUUUAACAAUAUAUAUUUUUUUGACAACAAUUAAUUGAUUCAAAAUGAGACAAUUUAAAGCUGCAACUGGUAUUUGUGAUACGGUAUUCACCAACCGCGCAGUACCAAGAUGCUCCCGUCAACUUUCAACAGCUGUCCGACGUCAAACCUCCACUGCGACCUCUCCCUUAUCACUCAAGACCACAGCUCGAUUCCCAACAUCUGCCGCAGCGAUAAGACAGCAGAAGUCUAUUCGUCAUGCUUCAUCGUCCUCGCCAUCAUCAACAGAACUCCGUAAAACCCCUCUCUACGAUCUACAUGUUGCCAAUGGAGGAAAGAUGGUUCCUUUUGGUGGCUUCCACAUGCCAGUCCAAUACUCCGGACUCUCUGUGAGCGCCUCACAUCAUUUCACGAGGGAACAUGCCAGUCUUUUCGAUGUGAGCCAUAUGGUUCAACAUCGGUUUGAGGGUCCAGGAGCAACUGCAUUUUUGCAGAGGAUUACUCCAGCUAGUAUUGCCAAUCUGGCCUUACAUCAGGGAGGGUUGAGUUGUUUGUUGCAUCCUGGGACGGGAGGAAUUGUGGAUGAUACUAUUAUUACGAGACUAGGCCCGGAACUGUUUUAUGUGGUUACAAAUGCAGGAUGUAGAGAAAAGGAUGUGAAAUACUUAGGAGAGGAGUUGCAGGCGUUUGCAAAGGAAGGAGGAGAGAAGGUUGUCUGGGAGGUGCUUGAUGGGUGGGGCUUGGUAGCGCUUCAGGGGCCGGAAAGUGAGGAGAUUUUGAAAGAGGUUGUGGUUGAGGAGUCAGGGGAGGGUGAUCUUAAGGAUUUCUUGUUUGGUCAGUCAAGGUUCAUGAAGAUUCGAUUGGUCGAUGGGACGAUAUCAGGGAAUUUGUUGGUUAGUAGAGGUGGAUAUACGGGAGAAGAUGGAUUCGAGAUAUCUAUACCAGAGAGUGAGACGGUGAAGGUGACCGAAUCUUUAUUGAAGAGUGCCGGCGAGGAAAAGCUACAAUUGGCGGGGCUAGGUGCUAGAGAUAGUCUGAGACUGGAGGCGGGUAUGUGUUUAUAUGGUCACGAUUUAGAUGAUACAACUACACCUGUAGAAGCAGCUCUAGGAUGGGUAGUAGGAAAGGAGAGGAGAACGGAAGGGGGCUUUCACGGUGCUGAAGUUAUUCUUAAACAACUCACCCCGAAAAGUAAAGGUGGAAGUGGAGUAGAAAGAAGAAGAAUCGGCCUGAUAGUCGAAGGAGCACCAGCUCGCGAGGGUGCGGAUAUUGUGAAUGAUAAGGGAGAAAAAAUUGGGAAUAUCACAAGUGGAUGUCCCAGUCCGACAUUGGGCAAGAAUGUUGCGAUGGGCUACAUCAAGGAUGGAUUUCACAAGGCGGGUACAGAUGUAGGAGUGGUGGUGAGAGGCAAAGAGAGGAAGGCAAAGGUUACUAAGAUGCCUUUUGUACCGUCCAAGUAUUGGAAAGGAACUAGUGGGACUGCUCCUGCUUGAUACAUGGGUUAGUUUGGGUGCAGGAGGGUGGUGAAGGAAAAAGAAGGGCGGCGAUGAAAAAUUCAACAUUUGCAACAGGGAUUUGGGAAUGGACAGCAUACUAGCAUGCAUAAUAUCAUUCAACGAAAACCAUGGAGUUAUAUGACAAUAAUUCAGAUGGCAUUACAAGUCUACAUUGAAGGACUGCUGAGUUGUGGAGUUGUGGUUGACCGAUGAGUACACACGUGAGCCUUCCUCUUUUUUUUGUGUCUUGAUAAAAAGCAUGCUUUUCAUUUGGUCUAAGAGCGAGAGGAAGAUUCAAUUAAGAUCUUUGGGAAGCCUCCUCAACGCUUCAAGUUCGGAACAUAUAUAUUUUCUCUAAUAUUUAUGUUGGUGGACUUUUCGGAAAGUCUCUCGAAGAUACUAAGGACUGACACCUGGAGUGUCUAUUUCCAUGAUUCCGUAGUAAUAU
Sclerotinia trifoliorum is the source of this 1955-nucleotide messenger RNA. The record is from the annotation of a GenBank genome assembly. NCBI's taxonomy places the organism in Eukaryota, Fungi, Ascomycota, Leotiomycetes, Helotiales, Sclerotiniaceae.